Papilio machaon (common yellow swallowtail) is the source of this 583-nucleotide messenger RNA. RefSeq lists its product as uncharacterized. The record is from RefSeq and is a predicted model, not a curated record. The transcript has 3 exons. The coding region runs from base 137 to 538 and encodes 133 amino acids. Gene Ontology annotation, biological process: sleep; positive regulation of voltage-gated potassium channel activity; regulation of synaptic transmission, cholinergic. NCBI's taxonomy places the organism in Eukaryota, Metazoa, Arthropoda, Insecta, Lepidoptera, Papilionidae.
AUCAAAGUGUGGGCUAGUAGCACCUAGUUGUUAGCCAGUCGUAUUGCAGGCAGACGCGCGCGCGGUACUGGCCGGCGGGAACCGGCGCGAGCGGGUCCAUUACUGGCGCGACUACCCGAACUCUCGACGCGACAAAAUGGCGCAAGUGACGCUGUGCAUUUUGGCGGUAAUUUGUAGCUUACUCCACCAAGGUCUGGCGAUAGUGUGCUACCAGUGCAAUAGCCACAAUGACUCGCGAUGCCUUCUUGAAAAGUUGCCAGACUCUCUGCGUCUGCCGUGCACCGGGCCUAAGGAUACCAUGUGCAGAAAGAUCAAGCAGGUUGUCGAGUUCGAGAUGAACGGCAUGCCGCCCGACAGCCGCGUCAUCAGAGGCUGCGGUUGGGACGACACUAGCUAUAAGGGUCGUUGCUACCAGCGGUCAGGUUUCGGCGGGAGACAGGAGGUGUGCUCUUGUUUGGAGGACGGCUGCAACUCAGCCUCGGUGCCUGUAGGAGCAACCGCUUUAAUGUUACUCACAUUCGCCUUGCUUAAGAUUUAAACUUAUAGAUACUAUAGUUACCAUAGUUACCAGAAUCCUAAGAUA